GCCCUCGGUCUGUGGGCUUUUCGCCAUGAAUUUCUUUUUGAAUGGUUUCAAGUUCAUCUUUUGUACAAGUACCGUUGCCGUCAACUUAUUUUGGUCGACUUUGUUAAGGUCUUUUAUGACCUUAACAUAGUCGACCGGCUGCGGGUAUAUCCUUCCCAGGAAAUACGCUGGGAAUACGUCGACGGUACUCUCUACGUAUUUUUUUAUGUCCUCCUCCGUAACGUGGGGUACGCUCGCCACCGCGAAUUGAACUAUGAGCCGCUCUGGCCUUAUUAUAGCAUCCACAACUUCGGACACUGCCACCUGUUUCUUUAUGAAUGCCGCUUUAUGGGGGGUCAUUUUGAACUCAUGUUUAGGAUCGCAUGAUGGGUACCCAAUUAUACGAUCCUGAACUAUCGUGUUACGGGCAGCACCUAGAAUCCGGAACAGGAUCUCUAUAUAGGUCCCCCUGAAUCUACUGUGGUGCUGCGUCUGCGCGUAUACAAAUCGUAAGCACUCGGCGUAAUUUGGGGGUACACUGAGCUGCUGAAAUUUUCUCUGAAGGGAGUUCAAAGUCAAGGGGCAGCUCCGUGACACGGAUCAAUUUUGUUGGUUCGUCCUCCACGGCCCCUGUCAAGAACGGCCGGAUAAAUUCGGCGUCGUAUCUUUGGGGGUUGUCCUCAACCUAGCAGUAUAACAUUUGUUUCACUACGUAAACUCUGUUAAUAUCAGAUCUGUGUAACAACCCCCUUGGACACAACGACACCGCCGCUUCCAGUCGAUUCAUAAAAUCGACCCCCGUGCCUUGCACAAACUCUGCCCAGUUUCCUAUUUCCACGAGGCAAUGGUUUUGGACCAUCAUCCUAACCAGUGCCCCGAUGGAGUUCUCCACCUCAGAGUCAAUUUCGAAAAACUGUGUGGCGGGGAUGUCUUCGCCUUCAAAUUCUGAGACAAUCUCAAUACGUAAAUGCCCGGCACAUUUUUGAGCAUCUACGAAUUGUCUGAGUUGGUUCAUCGACGCUCGAGCACGGUGUCCCAGUUGAGAGUUACCUGGGUAACCCCGAGCCAGCACGUAACCAAAGAGGGACGCUUGGUCAUCAUGAGAUGGGAUUAAGUGGCUGCUGGUUGUCUCGUACGCUUGCACAUACGAGACACCAGGGAAUGCGGCCGACUUUUUUACACCGCUAAAGGUACCGUGCCACGCCAUAUGGUAUUUUUUAUAUACCACCAUACGUCCCUCAUUUUUCCCCAGCAUUUUUUUUACUUAAUUAAUGUCUAGUAGAACCGUGGAAUUCAGCAAGGCUGGGUCUACUGUUGCACCAGUAUGUAGCUGCACAAACUCAAGGCUCGUGCUUGAAAGGUUGCACGUUGUUGCCAACCUUUGUUGUUGUUGUCAAGCACUGCAUGCGGUGGAUCCUUAAUCCCGUGCUCAAAUACGUAAUAAUACGUUGCUUGAAUAUUCAAGCAUGACCUCAUAUUUUCUACUGUUCUAAAGUAGGACAAUGACAUUCUAAAGGUUUAAAAGCGGGAUCGGUUACGGUUUUCUUACAAUAAGAUACCUAUUUUUCAGUUUCAUACAAAAAAAAACACAUUUUAUUUUUUUCUGCUUAGAAUAAGCCUCAUUUUGAAAAAUUUUAUAUAACAUUUUUUAUUUCUCAUAUCAUUUUCAACCGAAGAGCAUUUUUUAAAAUAGGAUUUUUGGUAAAAAAAUGCGAAUGUCCAUUUUUUAUUCAUUUAAUUUUUAUGAUAUAUGAUAUGAUAUGAUAGAAUUAUAAUUUUUAUUUUUUUCGGUAAUUACAAAAAAAGCGUUUUAUCAUUCUCUAAUUUUAAAAGUGACAGGGCGGGACAGGCAUCUGGGCGGCGGAGGGCCCAAGCAUCUGUGCGGGGGAGGGCACAGGCAUCUAAAUGGCGGAGGGCCCAGGCAUCUGUGCGGGGGCGGGCACCGGCAUCUGGGCGGCGGAGGGCCCAGGAAUUUUAAAAUAUUUUGCCAAAGUGGCUUGCGUGCUAGGUGGCGGCGGCGGUCGCGGCGGCGGUGUCGGUGGCAGCGAUGGCGACGGCAUUAAAUCCACCAGUUUGGGGCGUUUUACCGGCAGCUCGGCGAUAUUAAAGGGAUUUUUGCUCCGAGGAGCUGGAGCUGAUGCCGUGGGCGUCAUGGGCGAUUUUUGGCUUAAUUGACGAUAAGACGCCACCAACUCAGCCAGAGCUGGAUCGUCUUCGGCCUCGACAGCCGCCGGUAAUAGUUCUGAUUCUGUGCCCUCGGUCUGUGGGCUUUUCGCCAUGAAUUUCUUUUUGAAUGGUUUCAAGUUCAUCUUUUGUACAAGUACCGUUGCCGUCAACUUAUUUUGGUCGACUUUGUUAAGGUCUUUUAUGACCUUAACAUAGUCGACCGGCUGCGGGUAUAUCCUUCCCAGGAAAUACGCUGGGAAUACGUCGACGGUACUCUCUACGUAUUUUUUUAUGUCCUCCUCCGUAACGUGGGGUACGCUCGCCACCGCGAAUUGAACUAUGAGCCGCUCUGGCCUUAUUAUAGCAUCCACAACUUCGGACACUGCCACCUGUUUCUUUAUGAAUGCCGCUUUAUGGGGGGUCAUUUUGAACUCAUGUUUAGGAUCGCAUGAUGGGUACCCAAUUAUACGAUCCUGAACUAUCGUGUUACGGGCAGCACCUAGAAUCCGGAACAGGAUCUCUACACCGUGUCCAAUAAGUUCGAAUACAGUUAUGAUCCUUAAUGAAAUAAAUGUACGCGUAGUUUAUGUUAUGAAAAUUAUAUUAAAUGAAAGCCACAUUUAUAUACAAUAUUUACAACAAAUGUUUUGGAAUUACUCCACCUUUAACUUUUUUUACAAGUUUCAAACGUUUCUCAAAAGAGUCACAAGCGGCACGCACCGCAUCCAUCGGCAUAUCGUCCCAAAUUUGCACGACAACCUUUUUAAAAUGGCUCAGGUUUGCGACUUUAUAAUUAUUUAGCUUCGAGAGCAUGUAUGACCAUACGAAAUAAUCUAGUACGUUUAAAUCUGGAGAACUUGGUGGCCAUUCAUUUUUCGGCAAAAAAUCGGUCAAAUUAGCCUUGCACCAAGCUUGAACAGCGUUUGCCGUAUGCGACGGAGCUCCGUCUUGUUGGAAAACAUAAUAAUCGUCUCCAAACAUAUUUUUUAAAUUUGGGGCAACAUUUUUCUCCAAAACCUCCGAUUUAUAGUAUGCCGCAUUGAUUUUAACGCCUUUAUCAAUAAAAACUAGAGGCAGUUUGCCCCUCUUACAAAGAGCACCCCAAACCAUCACUGAUGGUGAGCUCUGGAACCUAGGCACAUUCUUUUCAUACUCUGGAAUGUCUUCUAUCCGUGCUGCCCACAACCGGUCGUUCUGGGCGUUAUGAGGCUGCUCUAACACAAAGAGUUUCUCGUCCGAGAAAACAAAUUCGUCACCUGCGUGCCAAGAAAGUAUGGUGCUACAUCUUUCUACUCUCUUUUUCUUGGUUGCAUCUGAAAUGCCAUGUACUUUUCGUUUUUUAUAAGCAUGACAUCCAAGAUCUUUUUUCAAUAUAUUAUGUACAGAUCCCCUGGAAAUUUUCAGAUCAGCAGCUAAUUUUCUAAUAGAACGGUGUUUUUUUCCGCCGAAUUCGCUCUCUUAUAGCCUUUACCACUUUUUCAGUUCUAGCUGAGCGGGGCCGACCGGAUCUUUUCCUGUCCUCUGUAGAAGAGAUCUCUUUAUACCUUUUUAUAGUAGUAUAAACCAGAUUCCGUUUAAUUCCAUGGGGUUGUAACGCCUUGAAUAUAGCACAUGGCCUGUCGCCUUUAAGGAAUUUUCUAAUAAUUUCUUCACGAACGUACUUCAUCGUGUAUUGAAGCCAAACUAAAAAUACGUGACUUAUGAAAUUAUAGUACUAUGUUUAUGUCAAUAUACUUUUUAAAUUAAAAUAAGAAUUUUAUAGCCAGCGAUCCGUAUGUCUAUAGUGCUAAAAGUUUGUAUUCGAACUUAUUGGACACGGUGUAUAUAGGUCCCCCUGAAUCUACUGUGGUGCUGCGUCUGCGCGUAUACAAAUCGUAAGCACUCGGCGUAAUUUGGGGGUACACCGAGCUGCUGAAAUUUUCUCUAAAGGGAGUUCAAAGUCAAGGGGCAGCUCCGUGACACGGAUCAAUUUUGUUGGUUCGUCCUCCACGGCCCCUGUCAAGAACGGCCGGAUAAAUUCGGCGUCGUAUCUUUGGGGGUUGUCCUCAACCUAGCAGUAUAACAUUUGUUUCACUACGUAAACUCUGUUAAUAUCAGAUCUGUGUAACAACCCCCCUUGGACACAACGACACCGCCGCUUCCAGUCGAUUCAUAAAAUCGACCCCCGUGCCUUGCACAAACUCUGCCCAGUUUCCUAUUUCCACGAGGCAAUGGUUUUGGACCAUCAUCCUAACCAGUGCCCCGAUGGAGUUCUCCCCCUCAGAGUCAAUUUCGAAAAACUGUGUGGCGGGGAUGUCUUCGCCUUCAAAUUCUGAGACAAUCUCAAUACGUAAAUGCCCGGCACAUUUUUGAGCAUCUACGAAUUGUCUGAGUUGGUUCAUCGACGCUCGAGCACGGUGUCCCAGUUGAGAGUUACCUGGGUAACCCCGAGCCAGCACGUAACCAAAGAGGGACGCUUGGUCAUCAUGAGAUGGGAUUAAGUGGCUGCUGGUUGUCUCGUACGCUUGCACAUACGAGACACCAGGGAAUGCGGCCGACUUUUUUACACCGCUAAAGGUACCGUGCCACGCCAUAUGGUAUUUUUUAUAUACCACCAUACGUCCCUCAUUUUUCCCCAGCAUUUUUUUUACUUAAUUAAUGUCUAGUAGAACCGUGGAAUUCAGCAAGGCUGGGUCUACUGUUGCACCAGUAUGUAGCUGCACAAACUCAAGGCUCGUGCUUGAAAGGUUGCACGUUGUUGCCAACCUUUGUUGUUGUUGUCAAGCACUGCAUGCGGUGGAUCCUUAAUCCCGUGUUCAAAUACGUAAUAAUACGUUGCUUGAAUAUUCAAGCAUGACCUCAUAUUUUCUACUGUUCUAAAGUAGGACAAUGACAUUCUAAAGCUAAGUUCACAUUUGUCUGUCGUGUCGUGUUGUGAUGCUCUCUGACGUGACGGCUACUGUUCACAUUAAUAUGACGUGUUAUGAUGCAUUCUGACGCAAUUUUUUGUCAGUUCGUUCUCAGCACUCGGAUAGCUCACACGUUCACAAUGUUUUUUCAAGAAUCAUCCGAUUCAGAUUCCGAUUUUGAAGAUGAAUUGCAAUUGUUGGCGCUGGCUACGCUUCUUACAAAAGAAAAAAAGAGAAGGAGGUAUUGGAUUCAUCCUGUAAAUAGAAAAAGAGAGAGUAAAGGCGAGUUUCAUACUCUCGUUAAAGAGCUUGAAAGUGAUCCUGAAAGAUUUCAUCAGUAUUUUAGAAUGUCGAAGGCACAGUUUGAAAAAAUUCAUAGUUUGAUUGCAGAAGACAUCAAAAAAAUACAGACGAAAUUUCGCAAGCCUAUUGGUACAAAAGAAAGACUUGGAGUAUGUUUAAGAUUUUUGGCAACCGGAAACUCAUUCCGGUCAAUGGCGUUCAGCUUUCGCAUGGGUGUUUCUACAUUAAAAAUCAUAGUCGAAGAAGUAUGUACUGCAAUAUGGAAGAAUUUGUCACCUAUUGUUAUGCCCAAACCUACAGAACAAAUAUGGAAAGAGAUUGCAACUGGAUUUGAAAAAAUAUGGCAGUUCCCGAAUUGUCUUGGAGCACUGGACGGAAAGCACGUUACUAUAAUAUGCCCAAUAAAUGCCGGCUCAACUUAUUUUAACUAUAAAAAUGAGCAUUCUAUUGUGUUGCUAGCACUUGUCGACGCCCAUUACAGAUUUAUUAUGGUGGACGUAGGGGCGUAUGGGAGAAAUAGUGAUGGUGGUAUAUACCAGGAGUCAUUAAUGGGGACAAUGUUUAAAAAUAAUGAGUUGAAUGUACCACCGAAUCGACCGUUAAGACAAAAUACUGAACCUUUGCCAUACACUAUUGUGGCAGAUGCGGCAUUUCCAUUGAAGCCUUAUUUGUUAAAUCCGUACAGUAAAGUGAAAUUAGUAAACAAUGAUCCAAACAAAAUUUUUAAUUACCGUUUAUCGCGUGCUCGCCGCACAGUCGAAAAUGCAUUCGGAAUAUUACGAGCGAGAUUUAGAGUGUUUCAAGGACCUUUACAGGUACAACCGUAUAUGGCGGACAAGAUUGUACUUGCAGCUUGCUGCCUUCAUAAUGUAUUAACUCGUGACACGCAAGAAAAUGAAGAAAUAUUAACGGACGAAAUCGAUUGCAACAGUACAUGCUUCGGGAAUAUCCGCCCUACCUAUAGGAAUCCGUCCCAAGAAGCUGUCCAAGUUCGCGAAGCAUAUAAAAACUAUUUCAUGAGUGCAGAGGGACAAGUUCCAUGGCAAAUCCAAGCUAUUAGACAAGGUAGAACUCGGUAUAAUUAAAUAAAAACACGUUACUUA
This is a messenger RNA of Cydia pomonella (codling moth), 6439 nucleotides long. RefSeq lists its product as uncharacterized. Lineage: Eukaryota; Metazoa; Arthropoda; Insecta; Lepidoptera; Tortricidae. The coding region runs from base 5108 to 6421 and encodes 437 amino acids. The record is from RefSeq and is a predicted model, not a curated record. The transcript has 2 exons.